UCCCUCUCCUUUAUUGCAGACAUACCAAAAAAGAAAACAGGUCAAAAAAUGGUGUCUCUAAGUUUUAGUUCCUUUAUGUUUGUUAUGCUUCUCUUCAUUUUUCUUACUAUAAAGGAUACAAUUGUUCAUACUGAUGACCAAGCUAAACAAAUAGUCCAUGAGGCUGAAAUUGACAACAUCAGGGAUCUAAGGAGUCAUCUGAGUGUGAAGAAGGAAGUUUUGGAUGGUGUACCGGCAGCUGCGGAAUUCAGCAAUGGAAAAAUGGGAGGAAGAAAAAUGAUGAUAGAGAUACAGAAAGAUAUGAAGGAAGUGAAGAAAGCUGAUUCAUCAGGUGCGGCAAGUGCAAGUAUCCAUUCUGUUGGAAAUAUAAAGUACCAUAAAGGGGAGGGGAAGUUGAGAGAAAUGAGCGGUAUAAGUAGUAAAAGCCAUUCAAUGAAGGCCAACAGAGGAAGUUUUGUCGCUCUUAAUGCUGAUUAUCACAUGGCAAGACCUCACCCACCUAAGAACAAGGAAGUUUUGGAUGGUGUACCGGCAGCUGCGGAAUUCAGCAUUGGAAAAAUGGAAGGAAGAAAAAUGAUGAUAGAGAGAAAGAAAGACAUGAUGGAAGUGAAGAAAACUGAAUCAUCAGGAAACUACGAUAGGCAUCUUGGUCAUGACUCACGAAAGAGCGUACAUCAUCAGGACAAUGAGAGGGAUUCGAUGAAUUUAGCAAGUACACACAACUCGAAGAACGAUGAUCAAUCUGAUGAUAAUGGAUCAUUUGAGAAUCUUGGAUCAGAGAAUUUUCAGGAUGAUGCGACUGAGUUUUUCACCAUGAACAAAGACUAUGUUGGAAGGCCAAGACGCAAGCCCGGUCACAAGGUUUUUUCCUAAUUUUCUUAUCAUAUUUGAGUUUUACUUUCUUCUGAAGUAAUUUUAAAUUAUUACCACAAAUGUUUUAACUUUUUUCUGAAAAAAAAAUAUGAUUCUCUUCUAUAUUUGAUUAUUCUUUUCUUGGGGAAAGCUUAUGAAACCCUAAAAUUUAAAGACUCAUCUUUUCAUACAUGAUUAGUUUCUUUCGAAGGGAAAACUUUUUUCUCUUCUAUAUUUGAUUAUUUAUU
Solanum tuberosum (potato) is the source of this 1100-nucleotide messenger RNA. RefSeq lists its product as uncharacterized. The record is from RefSeq and is a predicted model, not a curated record. Gene Ontology annotation, biological process: regulation of root meristem growth. The transcript has 6 exons. Lineage: Eukaryota; Viridiplantae; Streptophyta; Magnoliopsida; Solanales; Solanaceae. Gene Ontology annotation, molecular function: growth factor activity. The coding region runs from base 49 to 873 and encodes 274 amino acids.